Aspergillus melleus is the source of this 1791-nucleotide messenger RNA. RefSeq lists its product as uncharacterized. The transcript has 2 exons. Gene Ontology annotation, molecular function: fatty acid synthase activity. NCBI's taxonomy places the organism in Eukaryota, Fungi, Ascomycota, Eurotiomycetes, Eurotiales, Aspergillaceae. The coding region runs from base 1 to 1791 and encodes 596 amino acids. The record is from RefSeq and is a predicted model, not a curated record. Gene Ontology annotation, biological process: secondary metabolite biosynthetic process; fatty acid biosynthetic process.
AUGGUACCGGGACGCCGGUUGGCGAUCCAUAUGGAAGUGCAGGCCAUUGUGUCUGCCUUGGGCGAACAGCCCCGUGAUACGCCGCUUUACGUCGGGUCCGUCAAAUCUGUCGUCGGCCAUCUGGAAGGAGGAGCUGGACUGGCGGGCCUCAUAUCUGCUACGCUAGCUGUGGAAUCCAAAACCAUUCCGCCUGUGGCUGAUCUGAAGACAUUGAACCCAAGGAUCGUCCAAAGAGACGAUCUGAAGUUUGCACGGGAAGCAAUGCCAUGGCCCAGGAAUGGCAUUCGUCGCGCGUCAAUUAACUCGUUUGGGUUUGGCGGUACCAAUGCACACGUCGUCCUGGACGAUGUGGAGGGGUUUCUGAGCGAGUUCUUUAGACAUAAAACUACUGGGACGCUGCAGGUGACAGGUGCCUCUUCAAAAACGAUCAAAAGAAGCUUUCAUGACGCUGGGAGAGAUGGUUCGAAACUACUCGCAAAUGGGGAAUCGAAUGGCAAGAAUGGCAUUCCUAUCCUUAGUUGGGCGCCGGAAAAUCAUGUGGUCAUUCUUUCGGCGUUUGAUGAAGCUGGCUUGAACCGGAACGCGGCGUCAAUGAUAUCUCACCUCAAAUCAUUAGAAUUCAAGGGAGAGUCCGACCAGGAAGGGGCUUUCAUGAAUGACCUGUGUCACACAUUAAAUGAGAAACGCACACUGUUUGACUGGCGCAGCUACCACGUCGCUGACACUAUUGAGAACCUACAAAAGUCGCUUCGAAAUGUCAGUCCACAUCGUCAAUCGACAAGCUCGAAGGUUACCCAGUUCAUAUUCACGGGUCAAGGUGCGAAUUGGGCUGCCUGGAGAAUCGCCUACUGCCGAGGACAGGUUUGUGCAAAACAGACACAUGGAGAUGGCCGCAUGCUCGCGGCAGCUAUGUCUGUGCAUGAGUUGGAACGACUGUUAGCUCACGUGAACCAAGGUCUACCCUCUAAGGUCCAGGUCGGAUGUUAUAACAGUCCCAAGAACUUGACCCUGACAGGCCGACACGAGGGCAUUCUCCGUGUCAAGGGCGAGUUAGACGAAGCGGGUGUGCUAAACCGUUUGCUUCCGGUCAAGGUGACUUACCACUCAGCCUUCAUGCGAGAAGUCGCUCCGGAGUACUUAGAACGUUUGGGAGAUCUAAAUGUCGGUGAGAAGAUGAACGAUCAUGAUAAAGUGACCAUGAUAUCCUCAGUUACAGGACGACCUGUACUUGUCGGCGAGGUUGAGAAUCCUUCGUACUGGGUUGACAACCUUGUCUCGCCCGUCCAUUUCUCCAGUGCACUUCUCACGUCCCUGCAAACAUGGAAUCAAAACCCAUCUAGCGAGUACGCACUGAUCGAAAUUGGACCGCACUCUACGCUCCGCACGGCCAUCAAUGAGACACUUGCAGACCAUCCUGAACUACAGCCGUUCCAAUAUGGUAGCCUGCUCAAGCGACAUGAGACUGACGGAACGACAAUCUUGCGCACGCUUGGCCUACUGGCCUGUUGUGGAUUUGACAUCAACCUAGCUGCUAUCAAUGGUUGCCAAUUGGGAAACAAGAAAGCCCCUCAGAUUUUAACGGACCUCCCGCCAUACUCCUUUGAUCACUCACGGUCGAUCCGCGGCCAAACUCGGAAAAUUGAAAGUAUAAAGUUCCCAACAUAUAAACGCCACGAGCUUCUAGGUGUGCCAGUUGAAGAUACCAAUUACCUCGAGCAACGGUGGAGGAACAUACUGAGACCGGAUGAUAUCACAUGGUUGCGCAUGAACAGAGUGGGUACUUGGUAUUAA